Messenger RNA from Penicillium robsamsonii, 1716 nucleotides. Its product is annotated as Zn(II)2Cys6 transcription factor domain-containing protein. Lineage: Eukaryota; Fungi; Ascomycota; Eurotiomycetes; Eurotiales; Aspergillaceae. The record is from RefSeq and is a predicted model, not a curated record. Gene Ontology annotation, biological process: regulation of DNA-templated transcription. The coding region runs from base 1 to 1716 and encodes 571 amino acids. The transcript has a single exon. Gene Ontology annotation, molecular function: DNA-binding transcription factor activity, RNA polymerase II-specific; zinc ion binding.
AUGAAUGAGGCCGAACCAUCUGUCGCGGUGGCCGAGCAGUCCCGACGAUCUGCCUGCGAUCGUUGUCGGGGCCAGAAACUACGCUGUGAGCGGCCAGUGUCCAACUCGAGUAUGGCUCCAUGUCGUCGUUGCCUCAAAGCUCAUGUUCGCUGUGUGACAAUCAUGUCUCAACUGCAUCGGACGAAACCACCCACUUCUCUUCAAUCCCUGCACCACACGGAGUCCAGCUAUGAUCCUCAUGCGGCCACUGUUGCGGGACAACCCCCCGUGACUGCUGCUGAUCUAGGAGACUCGGAUCCUAACUUGCUGGAUAUGACUGGUGCGCAGAAUCCUCGUCGUCCCUCACAUUCCCCGAGCAUGGAAAACCCGUGGGAUUCGCGGCCAGCCAAUCACACACGGCAGUUGUCCAAUCCUGAUCCAUUUCCUCACUCUCCUUUACAUUCGAAUGGCGUGCUGGAUACAGACGGGACACCGUUGCUGGACUCCAUUGACCACCUGCCAGAUAUGACUGCCAGUCGUGGCUUUGGGUACAGUGCCGCACUCACUCCACAAUCUCCUUCAGGGGGCUUAGAAUUCUUCGACUACUUUCGUCCGAUGGCUGAGGACAACAAUCGGUCGUCAUGGAUGGACGCCUUCACACAUCUUCCCCCAGAUCACCGGGAGGGGACUCCAGCGGGUAGGAAUUACCAUGGAUCCCUGGCAGGAGGGAACCGGUUCCGAUCCUCACUGCAGUCUUUUGGCGACUUGAACGAGUUUGAGACGCCCCAGCGCGAGUCCCGCCAUCGCGAGAUGGACAUUGUGAACAUCAAAAACGAAUGCAUUGCGCGAAUGGGCAAGUUGAAUCGCGCCCUGCUGCAAGACGUUGGGCUGGUCACCUCGGGCAAAGUGGCAGGAACUCUGCUUUUCUCGCAAGCCUCCCGCUCAGCUUAUCUGGAGGUCGAGAAGGGCCGCCAGGGUGGCCACAACUACGUGAUCGGAAAGAUGCUCCACAGCUCCAAGGAGCUCCUCGACAUCCUCAAGCAGCUGGAGCGAUGUAAAGGCACCUUGUUUCCGCCGGGAUCCACCGAGCCCACCACUCACACAGCAGACGAGACAACGACUGCGACGGUUGAGACAACCAUGCUGAACCAGACUGGCUCCCAUGCCCCUUCUUCACCCUUGGGAGGCAAUCCCCUCCCACCACUGCCGGGACCUUCAUCGGCCUCAGACUCUCAUUCCGCUUCUCGCGCCUCCUCCUCUUCCUCUGCCUCUGCAUCCGGGGCCUCCCUCUCCUCCUCCCACUCCGACCCCAGCACCUGCCCUGCCAACUCCUUGCAACUCGACACCACCCUCACCCUCCUCUUCCUCACCGGUUACACCAGCGUGAUUCAGCUCUACGAGGGCGUCUUCUCCUUCAUCCACGACUCGGUAGUCGCCAACCCCUCGGGUUCCAACUUCCUGCCGACCCUGCCGAACCUCCAGGUUGACGGGUUCGAGGUCGGCAGCAGCACACGCGACCUGCAAAUCUGCAUUCUGCUCCAGGUGAGCACACACAUGCUGAACCAGAUCGAAGAGCGGCUGCACGCCAUCCGCGACCGCACGGAGGGCCAUAUCCCCGCCGCACUUUUGGACACGAUCCUAGAUCGGAGCGAUCCGUCGCGGCGCGGGGGCAAGGGGAAGGAGUUGUGUCGGAUCGUGCGGGAUAUCAAGGAGCGUUUGAGGAAUUAUACAGAGUAA